Closterium sp. Naga37s-1 is the source of this 1458-nucleotide messenger RNA. NCBI's taxonomy places the organism in Eukaryota, Viridiplantae, Streptophyta, Zygnematophyceae, Desmidiales, Closteriaceae. The record is from the annotation of a GenBank genome assembly.
AUGGAAGUGUCGAGAUACUCUGUAGCGGAAGUGCCAAAACGGUCAGGGGAAGAGGUUCAGAAGCUGAUUGGGUCACAUGCGUGUGACGUGCAGCUGAAGCAACAUAUUUUGAAUCUGCCUGAAUUCCAAACCGUGCUGCGCACCUAUGCUUCUUGCCUCACGAUCGGGGCGUCUCCCGAGUUCCUGGCAGCCGUUGAUGGCUUUGAUCCUGUGGCUGCGCUGCAUUUGAAAUACACAAGCGGCUGUUGGAUGAAUCAACCCAGCAGCGCUAAUGGGCUGAAUCACACCGAUGUCAAUCAGGCGAAACUCACCACUGCUGACCAACAGAAACACAGGAGUGCUGCCGCUGAUAGGUGUGGCGGGGAGAGCAGCCAGGAGGAGGGCCCAAAUUCAACUGUCAGUGGGGAUGGAAGGUCAGAGGCUCUAAUCAGCAUCUCAAGGGGUGCCAAUGGGUUGGGUGCGGUGGGAGUGGAUGCAGGCUUAGAGUCAGCACUCCACAGCUUGGCUGGUGCACACGACCUGAUGGCGUCUCUCUCUGAAGCCCUUGUUGCAUGCCGCACUCGCCUGCUCGCAGCCCACACUACUGCCGAGGUGUUCCUUGUGGACGUGGAAAACAGCCACUUGCAGGAUGCUGAUGCUGCUGCUACUGGUGAUGCUGAUGCUGCUGGUGGUGAUGCUGAUGCUACUGAUGCUGCCGCUGGUGAUGCUGUUCCUGAUGCUGGCGGUGUUGACGCUGCUGUUGCUGAUGCUGCCAACCAUGGAAUCUGCAACAGCAGCAGCGGCAGUGGUAGCAGCAGUGAUGGUGAUGGUGCGUUCACCAGCAGCGCAAUAGGAAGCAGAGGAAGUGGUGGUUUCCUGGAAGGAGACCAAGACGACAUGUACGAUGACAUCAUGGCUGACAUCAGCACAAGCCCAACUCUUGCAACUCACAGCCAAGAACACCACCGUCUAGGCUCACACGCAAAGACAGAGGCCGGCAGCUCAGCUUUGUCCGCUGGCAAUUGGGAAAUGGAGCAGAUUCAGCACACCUUUCAGUCUGCUCAGGGGUCUCCCAAGGGCGCUGGGGGUAUGGGGCAGAUUCAACAAGGCUUUGACGCUGGUCAGGGCAAUCGGGGUCCGAAUCUAGAUUGGGAUUUGGAAGGCAAGGGCGAGGAGGAGGAGAUAGAGAGUGUGGAGCAGGUGGAGCGGGCGGUGAGGGGGCGGUUUGGGGGGUUCCUGCGGACGGUGAGUGCGGAGCAUGUGGCCAAGCAUGCCAAGGGCAAGCUGCCCGAGGAAGCCACGGGGAAGCUUCUGCGCUGGUGGACCGAGCAUGUCACCUGGCCGUACCCUACUGAGCAGGAGAAGCUGCAGCUGAUGGGGCAGACGGGGCUGGACUCACGGCAGGUGAACAACUGGUUCAUCAACCAGCGCAAGAGGCACUGGAACCAGCACAGCAAGAGGCAACGGAAGGGCGUCUAG